CGGCGAGCACAUCAAGUGCGCACGGGGCCGUACGCACAACCAGCCAUGGAUCCGUUCUACUUCGACCACGACGACGACGACGAUUACGUGAUGAGCCUCGGCCUUGUGCUCCCGGCGCUGGCGUCGGUGGCGGCGCAGGCCGGAAGCGCCUUUGCGGCGUACCAGCGGCGUGCGGCGACGCUCCUGGAGUCCCUGGUGGGCCGGCAGGGCAACUCUGGCGGGGGAGCGAACGUGCACCGGAGGAUGUUCUGUUACCUGAGACGCAUCGCUGACGCUGCGGCCUCCACGGGGACCGUGGUGGACGCGCGCUCGACGCCGGCGGACGGGACCGUCGUGCCGCAGGCGCCGGGCAGCUCGCGGUUCCGGCACAUCAUGCGGGAGCGGCUGCGGCGGGAGCGCCUCAGCCAGGGCUUCGCCGACCUCCACGCCCUCCUGCCCCACGGCGCGUCAAAAGGUGGCAAGAACGGCAUCGUUGGCGCGGCGGCCGGCUACAUCCGGGAGCUGGAGCGGAGGAAGGGUUGGCUCCGCGCGAGGAACGAGGAGCUGCUGGGGCGGGCGGCCCCGAGGGCGAGAUCAGGGGACAUGGUGGUGAAGGUGCGAGCCGAGAGCGAACACCAUCCGAUGGCGGUUGAUGUGUUCGAGACGGUGCUCCGGCGGCUCAAGGCCAUGGAGGGGCUACGCGUGACGGCGAUUCGGUCGUGCUUCUGCGCCGGCGGGAUGUGGAUGAUCGUUGGAGUGGAAGGCGAGAUAUCAUCUUGUGAGGUGGAGAGGGCAAUAGCAAAUGCCUUGAUGGAGCUUGAGGAGAACGAACUCGGCACGCAAGAUCCAAGAGGAAGCAAGCGGAGCUUUAGUUGUCAAGUUGAAAGUGGUGUACUGAGCUGAUGUUCUUGGUUCUCUCGCAAAGGGCAGAAAUGAUUUUUCUGUCACAUAAAACAUAAGGUACGGGAAAGCAUCCAGUGCUAACAUAUAUGGAAUCUUCCAAUUAGGUAAUUGGAUAUCCGGCUUAGCAACAGAAAUAUAUUUUUCAUGUUUUGACACGUCU
This is a messenger RNA of Phragmites australis (common reed), 1042 nucleotides long. Its product is annotated as transcription factor BHLH148-like. Bases 46 to 882 code for a protein of 278 amino acids. Gene Ontology annotation, molecular function: protein dimerization activity. The record is from RefSeq and is a predicted model, not a curated record. The transcript is spliced from 3 exons. NCBI's taxonomy places the organism in Eukaryota, Viridiplantae, Streptophyta, Magnoliopsida, Poales, Poaceae.